This is a messenger RNA of Aspergillus aculeatus ATCC 16872, 1821 nucleotides long. Its product is annotated as S53 family peptidase. The transcript is spliced from 3 exons. The coding region runs from base 1 to 1821 and encodes 606 amino acids. Lineage: Eukaryota; Fungi; Ascomycota; Eurotiomycetes; Eurotiales; Aspergillaceae. The record is from RefSeq and is a predicted model, not a curated record. Gene Ontology annotation, biological process: proteolysis. Gene Ontology annotation, molecular function: tripeptidyl-peptidase activity; serine-type endopeptidase activity.
AUGCUGCCCUCGCUACUAAGCAAUGGCGCAGCCCUAUCACUCGCAGCCCUUGCGCUGCUUCCGUCUCUCGGAGCAGCCGAGGUCUUCGAGAAACUAGCUGGAGUUCCCCCAGGCUGGAAAUUCUCUGGUAAUCCCAGCGGGCGUGAAUCUCUGCGCCUUCAGAUUGCUCUCUCGCAGCACGAUCUGGCUGGGUUCGAGCAGGCACUCUUGGACAUGUCUACACCCGGACACGCCAACUAUGGAAGACAUUUCCGUUCCCACGAUGAGGUGAAGCGGAUGCUUAUGCCUACCGACGAAGCCGUCUCGUCAGUUCGGGAGUGGCUUGAGUCGGCGGGAGUUAGCGACAUCGAGCAGGAUGCCGAUUGGAUCAACUUCCGCACUACCGUGGCCGACGCUAAUUCCUUACUCGAUGCCAACUUUAAAUGGUAUGUCAACGAGAACACGGACAUCCGACGACUGCGCACCCUGGCCUACUCCAUCCCUGACUCAGUGGCCCCGCAUCUGAACAUGAUUCAACCGACCACUCGCUUUGGCCAACUCAAGCCCAACAGAGCCACCAUGCGUAGCAAGCCCAAGCACGUUGAUGAGAAGUCGCUGGCGUCCGCCGUGCGCGCUCAGAACACCUCGCAAUGUGACUCGGUGAUCACACCUCACUGCCUUAAGGACCUUUACAACGUGGGAGACUACCAGGCCGAUGCUAAGUCUGGCAGUAAGGUCGCAUUCGCGAGCUAUCUGGAAGAGUAUGCUCGGUAUGACGAUCUCGCCAAGUUCGAACAGAGACUUGCUCCCUCUGCGGUUGGUCAGAACUUUACCGUGGUCAAAUUCAAUGGCGGCCUGAACGACCAGAAGUCAACCAAGGACAGCGGCGAAGCCAACCUCGACCUGCAAUACAUCAUUGGCAUGAGCUCUCCACUCCCUGUGACUGAGUACAGCACCGGCGGCCGAGGCCAGCUUGUUCCGGACCUUAGCUCGCCUGACCCGAACGACAAUAGCAACGAGCCGUACCUGGAACUUUUCCAGAAUGUUCUCAAACUCUCCGACGCGGAGCUUCCUCAGGUUAUCUCGACCUCAUAUGGCGAAGAUGAGCAGUCAGUGCCCAAGUCAUACGCCUUGAGCGUCUGUAACCUCAUCGCCCAGCUCGGUAGCCGUGGCGUCUCCGUAAUCUUCUCUUCCGGCGACUCGGGUGUUGGGGCUGCCUGCCUGACGAACGACGGCACUAACCGCACGCACUUCCCCCCUCAAUUCCCUGCGGCCUGCCCCUGGGUCACCUCGGUCGGUGCCACUACGCUUACUUCCCCCGAAAAAGCUGUCUACUUCUCCUCUGGCGGCUUCUCUGACUACUGGGCUCAACCCUCCUACCAAUCCGAAGCAGUGAACGACUACCUCAUCAACCUGGGACCGAAGUUCGCCGGCCUCUUCAACGGAUCGGGUCGCGCUUUCCCCGACGUCGCCACCCAGGGUACCAACUAUGCAGUCUACGAUAAGGGUGCCCUCGGGCAAUUUGAUGGCACCAGUUGUUCGGCACCCACCUUUGCCGGCCUUGUUGCUCUCUUGAACGAUGCCAGACUGCGGGCGGGAUCACCCGUCCUCGGCUUCUUGAACCCAUGGCUCUACAGCGCUGCCGUGGAGGGAGAGGGUUUCAAUGAUAUCACUCAGGGAGGCAGUUUAGGUUGUGACGGACGUAAUCGAUUCGGCGGCACGCCCAACGGCAGUCCCGUUGUACCGUUCGCAAGUUGGAAUGCCACGGCAGGAUGGGAUCCUGUGACGGGCCUCGGAUCGCCCAACUUCGGAAAACUCCUCGAGGUAGCUCUGGAUGCUUGA